Messenger RNA from Fragaria vesca subsp. vesca, 960 nucleotides. RefSeq lists its product as uncharacterized. The transcript has 3 exons. Lineage: Eukaryota; Viridiplantae; Streptophyta; Magnoliopsida; Rosales; Rosaceae. The record is from RefSeq and is a predicted model, not a curated record. The coding region runs from base 1 to 960 and encodes 319 amino acids.
AUGGAAAACAAAAGAGUGAAAGCUUUGCAGCAAGAGCAACACAGUAGUUGGAAUAAGAAGAACCUGUGGAAGCCAGAGGAGGAUUUGAUUCUCAAGAAGUACGUGGAGACUCAUGGUGAAGGAAACUGGGCAACUGUUUCCAAGCGAUCAGGUUUGAAUCGAAGCGGAAAGAGCUGUAGGCUAAGGUGGAAGAACUACUUGAGACCCAACAUCAAACGUGGAGAUAUGUCCGAGGAGGAGGAAGACCUCAUUAUCCGAAUGCAUAAGCUCCUUGGCAACCGCUGGUCACUGAUUGCUGGUCGGCUUCCCGGUCGAACAGACAAUGAAGUGAAGAACUACUGGAAUACCCAUUUGAACAAGAACAACACCGGCUGCUGCCCGGCACCGGAAUCUGGAGGUCUGAGCGGCCGCAAAAGAAAAACCAAUAAUCAUGAUAACUACUCGGACAAUACUCAUAAACAUCAAGACAACUGCCGGUGUAGUAACAAAACGAGGAAAACCAUCGGCGGUACUGAAUCAACUAAGACCGAAAGCAUGACUCGUGAGGAGGAACUGAAAGAUGGAAUUAACAGCAAAGAGGACGAUCCAAGUACCAGUACUAUCACGAGUACUAUGACGGCAACAAGUUACCCAUACUGGAUGGGUGACUACACUAGUAACACAGAUCAGAGCUUGAAUUUCGACUACGCAGAUAUAGACCAUCAAUAUUCGCCAAGCAGCAGCUGGAUUCAGUGCUGCCUGCCUACAAUUACAGGCAACAUCGCAACAUCAUCGUCAACAUUUGCAUUCGAUGAUGAGCCUUUCUUUGCCCACAUGGAUUCUUUUCUCUUGCUCGAAGCAGCAUUUGGAUGCACUACCGCUGCUGCUGCUGCUACUGAGGGAAUGCAAUCAUCAGCUACGAUGCCAUUUUCAUCUGCUGAUGAUCCUCAUUCCCCACACUACCAGCUAUUUCAUAAGUGA